AUGUUGCCUUCUGACCACGAUCGAGAACAGGCGGCUCGACGAAUACAGCGCGCUUGGAGAGCCAAGCAUGAUACCAACGCAUUUCUGACGACCUCAGUCCGACUCAAUGAUUUCAAACUACACGCAUCCCUCACCGCGGCACGUGAAUCCGCAGCUGUUGGCGACAAUUCGCCCAAAGCUCGCUGGCAACGAGCGAUUCGCUUUACUUCGCGACUCCAGGAUGCUAAUCCAAUGCUUACGGAUAAUGGGGUUCAAGAUGACUCGGCUCCGCAGAAAAUCUUGGAGACACAGCAUUGGUUAGAGCUUGUGGAUGGGAAACAUCGUUACGGCUCGAACUUGAAGUGGUACCACAAAGUUUGGAGGGAAGCGGACACCACAGAGAACUUUUUUCAAUGGCUGGACCACGGCGAGGGGAAAUCACUGUCGUUGGAAGACUGUUCUCGGGAACAAUUGGAAAGCGAGAAAAUUGUAUAUCUUUCGACAGAACAGCGCUUGAACUAUCUCGUCGAGAUUGAUUCUAUAGGUCGAUUUCGCUGGGCAAGAAACCACGAACUUGUAGACACUACCCCAGGGAGAUGGAAGGAUUCUGGCAACGGACAGGGUAUUGUCCCUGAUACUGGGUCAAUUCGUGGAGCAUUAUUUCGAGGCGAAAGUCUUGGUUCAACAGACUCUGCUGCGCGGGAAGCAGCAGCCACCCACUAUGCAGGCGCUCGUGGCAGAUAUAAACUGACGCGCGAGUUUCGCAAGCGCUUCACGCUUCACGGAAUCGUCAAUCGGCUACUUAGGAAAACAGUGAAAAAGAACGUCUGGAUAUAUACCUCGGAUAAGCAUUUCAACAUAUUCGUAGGCAUAAAGCAGACAGGCACUUUUCAGCACUCUUCGCUCUUGGCCGGGGGCGUAGUGACCAGUGCUGGUCUCAUUUCCGUUAAAAUGGGAGUGGUCCACACACUUUCGCCAUUGUCAGGACAUUAUCGAACUUCAGUCGAUCAUUUUCACAAGUUUACUGACGUACUUGGAGAACGUGGAGUGGAUAUGAGCAAGGCUCGGAUUAGUAAAGCAGAGAUUGCCCUCUGGGGGAUUGAACAUAUCAAGAAGGCACAGAAAUCCAAACAGCAAAUGGUCGACAAGGGUAAGCAAGGUUUGAGGGACACCUUGAACAAAGUGGCCACAUUAGAUGUCUCUUGGAAGAGGGAAGUACUUGAAGGGCGUGAAGCAAAGAUACCCGAGCAAAAGGACUCAUAA
This is a messenger RNA of Mycena indigotica, 1242 nucleotides long. RefSeq lists its product as uncharacterized. The transcript is spliced from 10 exons. Lineage: Eukaryota; Fungi; Basidiomycota; Agaricomycetes; Agaricales; Mycenaceae. The coding region runs from base 1 to 1242 and encodes 413 amino acids. The record is from RefSeq and is a predicted model, not a curated record.